Molecule: messenger RNA, 2123 nt
Organism: Drosophila bipectinata
Lineage: Eukaryota; Metazoa; Arthropoda; Insecta; Diptera; Drosophilidae
Biological process (GO): protein peptidyl-prolyl isomerization
Molecular function (GO): peptidyl-prolyl cis-trans isomerase activity
Source: RefSeq, a predicted model, not a curated record
GGAACGGGAAUGGGGACCGAUGAUCCAAGACCAGAAAUGGAGUAGUAAUUAUAGCCAGUUCUACUAGCCAAAAAAAAACUAAAGUUAAUGUUUUUAAAUUCCAAAAUAUUGUUCAUCAGAGAGUUGCCAGAGUAACAUGAGAUGCCGUUCCAAAUCAGAUACGACAGAUGGGCGCCAGUGGCCCACGGUCCCCGAGUAGGAUUUAAACGUAAGUGACCCCAAAAAGGGCCCCCAAAAGGGACAAGCAGGCGGACAAUUAAAAGCUAAGAGAAACCCCAAAUAAAAAUUCACAGUAUUCCGAUACACAGAUCGGAGAUAGUUCUAUGUUGUGUGUGUCCUUAACCCACGUUUUCAGCGAACCGAAGCCAUCAUGUUCAUGUACGUGCCCAGUUCAGUGCCGUUGGUGGCCACGACGAGAGGACGGCCCUCCGCCACAAUGCGGCGACCCUCGGCUGUGAUGCGCCGCCAGCAGCGCAUCGAGCUGGACCACAUCAAGCGAUACCGCCAGCGGCUCGAGCGGUCCGUCAGCCUAGUGGACAACCGGUCACCCCUUCUGCCCGCCAAGCAGAUGGCCGGCUUCGACGCCCUGCCCAGGGACGCCCGCACCUUCCUGCGCCGAACCAACGAGAACGUUCGGAUGCUGCUCAACCUGUCCCGAAUCAAGCGCAGCUUUGGAACCAUCAUGCCGAUGGACCCAGGCCCGUCAGCAACCUCCCGCUCGGCCUUGGCCCAGAUGCAGCGUCGUGUGGAGGAGGUGGAGCGGGAGAACCUUCAGCUGGGGCGACGCCUUCUCAACAUCCAGCAGCAGCAGCGCACGGACAGGGAGCGCCUUGUUCCCAGCGGCACCUCCUACACCGCCUCCGGCAGCCGACUGUUGGAUCGAUCUGCCAAGCCGCUCCUGAGCCUCUCGCAGCUAAAUAGCAUCUUCGACAAGUACAUAGGAUGGGACCUGGAUAUCCCCUCCGACAGCUAUGAGCUGACUCGACUUCUGCGACCGCGGAUCAGCCUGCACUUUGGAAUGAUGGAUGGUCGGCCGCUGGGUCAGGUGGUGGUCCAGCUAUACACGGAAGCUGCACCGCUGGUGGUGCUCCAGUUCGUCCGCACCUGCCUCAGCCAUCGUCCGCAUGAGUUCUCCGUGCGUCGGAUCUUUCCGAACCUAUGGCUGGAGGGCUACCUUCUGAUGGCCGCCAAGAACAGUCCUCCGCAACCUGACGAUCCACCGCUGCUCAGCGAUCCCAUGGAGUUCGACUCUCGAGUGGUGAGCCACGACCGGCACGGCUUCAUUCUGUCCUGCGCUAAGGAGUACUGCGUCCACGGCUUUCCCGGCGCCGCUGUCAACUUCAGCAUCAGCUUCAAGCCUCUCACGGGCGCCAGAGGUCUGAGGGUUGGCUUCGGACGAGUGGUGCGUGGCGACAAGGUCAUCGAGUGUAUGCAGAGGCAUGGAACCAAGAACGGAAAGAUCAUCAAGCCACUGGUCAUCACCCACUGCGACGUGCUCUAGGUGGUUGCAAGCCUGGUCACACUAAUGUUGGUAGAUUUAAGUGUCACGAUUUCAUCUGCGAGCCUGGUCACAGUAGCUAAGAAAAAUUAGUGUAACCAUACUCGCGAAUGAAUAAUGCCUUAGGAAAGGUCACACUAUUUUUGUGUGAUCCUAUUUUUAUACAAACUAUAUUAGGGGGGACCGUAUUUUUUUUUAAUGAAAAUAAUUAGUGUGACCGUAUUUUUAUAGAUAAUAAAUUAGUGUGACCAGGUCUGCACAACGAAAAAGUGUGACCAGGUACACUAAAAAUUUAGUGUGACCAUAUUUUUAUGAAAUAAAAAUUAGUGUGACCGUAUUUUUUAGAUACAAAAUUAGUGUGACCAGGUUUGCAUAACAAAAAAGUGUGACCAGGCUCUCAUAACAAAAAAGUAUGACCGUAUUUUCCCCGAAAUCGACAUUUUAAAACAAAAAAAAGAGCGUCCGGUUCCUUAACAAUUUUUAUUAAGCUUAAAUAUAAAAAAAAUCUUACAACUAAAAAAAACCUAUUAAAAAACUUAUUCCACCGAUGUCGACGUUUUUCCAACGAAAAUGGGCUAGGGGACCUUUGCAAUCGCCUAAAAUACAAAUAAAGAGAAUUAGUUUU